Messenger RNA from Ceraceosorus guamensis, 3952 nucleotides. RefSeq lists its product as hypothetical. The coding region runs from base 434 to 3583 and encodes 1049 amino acids. The transcript has 7 exons. Gene Ontology annotation, molecular function: guanyl-nucleotide exchange factor activity. The record is from RefSeq and is a predicted model, not a curated record. NCBI's taxonomy places the organism in Eukaryota, Fungi, Basidiomycota, Exobasidiomycetes, Ceraceosorales, Ceraceosoraceae.
GCCCGCACCACCAGCCUUUGCGCCAGCGCCAGUGCCACGACCACUGCACCACAUCAGACACGACGUAUUUCGUCCUGCGCCCAGCUCAACCACAUUCUAUCAUCGACCGCAGCCACCUGGAUUCUUGCACUUUCCGCCGCCGCCCGUGUCGGACUUUGCCCGCUUCGAGCCAUCGCUGGCCCCCAGACCCACUUGGAGGCCACCCGGACCUGUAUUGAAUCGAAGCUUUGGCGCCGACUCUGAAUCGUCCGGUCCGCAGGAUCCCUACGCGAUCCCAGCAGAGAUUGCAAAGGAGCGACGAAGGUCGGCUGCGAUCUCGGUCAACUCGCGACACUCUGCGCAGGCUCCCAGCUUUAGCUUCCAGGCUACUUCGCCCUCUUUGGUUGCGCCGCACCAAGCAGAGUCGUUUCGAAAGCCUCGACCAUUGCUAGACAUGUCUUUCGCAGGCGGCGUAGCCUUCGCAUCCGCGCCCAACCACUUUGCAGCAGCAGCGCCGGGCAGCUCGAGCUCAAGUAAUUGUGCCAGCACAUCGCAAAUUGCUUGGCGAGGGCAAGAGGCGCAUACACUCGCAGCAUUUCGAACACGGAGGAGGAGCUCGCUCGGUAGGCAGUCUGUUGGAGCAGUCUCGGAGCACACGCAAGGGCCACUGCACGCCUCGGUCGCCUCUGCACUCUUGGGUGAACCUCGGCAAGUCUUCGCAAACCAAGCCGCUGGACUCGUAUUGACGCAGAUGAGCUCAGGGAUGGAUGAACGUGCUUCUUACAGCGGGUUGAACGGCUCGCCAGGAGGCUUCGGGGACGGCGGCGACGAACGAGGAGGUGGUGCGCGGGAUCGCGGGUCGGGUGGAGAUGCCAGUGGAUCGCAAAGUCGGCGCGAAGGUAGCGGCGGUGGAGAUGAAGGAGGCGAGGACGGCGAUGCGGUUGCACAGGAAAAGGAAAAGGCAAGAAAGGCGAAUCCGCUCGUUGAUCUCAUCGAGACGGAGACCGCGUACGUAAGCGAGCUGAGCAAGAUCAUCAGGCGCGUUGCCGCAGCAUGGAGUCGCUCCAACUUUCCUCCUCCCGAACUGGAUACCAUGUUUCGCAAUGUCGAGUCCAUCUACCGCAUCAAUCGCGGCUUCCUAAAGUCUCUUCGCGAAAUCGGACCCAACCCUUCAUCUCCCAGAGCGCUCGGCGACCUGCUCAUGCGAUGGAUCGACGACCUAGAAGCGCCUUACAUGCGAUACUGCGACAACUAUUUCACAGACUUUGACACCUGGAACUCCGUUCAAUCCAAUCCAAAGCUCCCACAGCUGCUCAAGGAAGUCUCAGAGUCCACCCUGCCAGAUGGCUCGCCCGUAGUCUUUUCAGAUCGAAAGCGCAAGCCAGGGGAUGUGUGGACGCUUGAUGACUUGUUCGCAUUGCCGCAGCUUCGUCUCAAGUACUACAAGAAGCUCUACUCUCGCCUACUUAAGAGCACGCAAGCGGGCCGCAGCGAUCAUCGCCUUCUUGUCAGCGCCAACGACAAGCUGGAUGAGCUCUUGGAGCGAUCCAAGAAGCGCAUCGCGAUGAGCGUGCUCGAUGAGGGCCCCAUGCCUCGCAGUCGCGAGAGCCUCGAGAGCUCGACGGGCAACACGACAAAUGGAACGCACGACACGUUUCCCACGCCUAAUCGCGUGUCAUCGGCCACGUCUGCUUCUGGUGAUCGCGAAGAGAAGCCGCCCGUGCCGAAGAGCCCUCUGGCCAGCCCUGCUUUCGCUCCGACUCGCCCCGCGCCGGCAGCCGAGCAAGUCCCCCCCUCCAUCUCAUCUGCUCCGAGAUCGCCACCCGUCGCGCGACCAGAAGCGCCAAAGCCAAAUGUCGUGCGCGAUAGCGAUGGGGCAUCUGCGGACAUUCUCGAGACGCGUCUGGAUACUGCACGGACGCUGGACAUUUUCACCAUGAGGCCCAAAAAAUGCCAACUCCGCAUGAAUACGCCAGGUCUUCCCUUUACGCGAUCUUUGCGCAAGGGCGGAGACGUCAUGAUGCGCUUCACGCCCAACUCCACUGGCAGAGAAGUGGUUGUCCACCGAGCUUACAUCUUCCUGCUUACGGAUUUGUUUUUAAUUUGCGAGCGUAUGACACCGAGCGAAAGAGCGGGCAAUCCGGCGACGGAUAUGUGGCUGCUGUACCCUCCUCUGGCCGGCAAGCACCUGCGCGUGUCACCUGAUCAGUCUGGUCAAGGAUUCUCGAUUCUGAUCCUCAAGAAAGAGACGCUGCACAUCAGAGUCGAUUCUAGACAAGACCGCGACGACUGGUUGGCGCAGUUCGACGAGUGCUUCAACUUCACCGCUGGCAUGGGUCUGAAGGUGCAGACCGGAAGUGCUCUUCAGCCCGGAGGCGCUUCAGGCAACGGUCCCCCCGUACUCUCUCCUUCCAUCUCGGUCACGCCUUCGUCGAUGAACAACCUGUCGGCGGUGGAAAGCGCUCUGAACGACGCAUUUUCCCCCCACACUUCUCUCGCCUCGAGCCUCGGUCGCGAAGGCUCCUUUAGCUCGGUCCAAUCGUUUCCAAAGUCGACGCAGCCUCCCGCAAAUGGCGUUGGCUCUCCAGAUCUUCGCAUUCCACCGACAUCGAGUCCCAUGUCUGGUGCUACACGAACCCCUUCGCCGAACAGCGCAGGCUUUGGUCCGCGUCCUGGAGGACCGAGCGGUCCGGGCAGACCGCCGGUGGUGAACGGCAGGCCGCAAUAUAAUGGGGCGAAUGGAAGCCCGCCAGUCAGGCCCCAGCAGGGUGGACAGCCCUUCUCACCGGGCGCUUUGAGUCCAGUCACAUCUCCACCGUUUGGCGCGCAAGCUGGAGGUAAUCAGAGAGCAGGUCGUCCGCCCCCGCUCAUGGCCAAUGGGCAAAAUGGUCGCCCUCUUGGUCCCGGUCCCGGUCGUGGUGGUCCUGGCCCUGGCCCUGGGCCUGGCCCGAAUGCCGGCUUCAAUGGACCGCGGCGACCUGGGUACGGGCCAGGCGGUCCGGGACCGCGAGGUGGGCCGGGCUUUCCCCCAACCGGUCGACCCCAAGAUCGCGACAAUAUGCGCAGGCCGUCAGCUCCCAACCUUCGCAGUCCUCGCGGAGACAGCAACGGCUUCGACGAUCUGCCUCCUCCGCCGGGUCGAACGCGUUCGACUUCGAGCGCAGAAGGGCCCGCCAAGCUUCCCAGCGCAUUUUUGCAGGAUCCCAGUGUGAGGAGACACGAAUCUUUCAGUCCUCCUGGAAGCCCGACCCUAAAGAGGAGAGGGCCCUCUACGAGCACGGUCAGCGCCCAGAUGCGCUGCAGACUCUACCUCAAGCAGAAUCACGCACAGUGGAAGUCGCUGGGAGAUGCAAGGCUGAAAGUGUUUCACAUUCAGCCGGACGAGACGCGCCAAUUGGUGGUGGAAAACUCGAAAAAGGUGCUGGUCAGCUCGCUGAUCAUGCCCGACUCGGUCGAACGCGUCGGCAAAGUCGGCGUCGCUGUAGAGGUCAGCGACGCGUCUGCGGGUGACGGCGAGUUGUCUCGCACUGGUAUCAUCUACAUGCUGCAACUUCGAAGCGAAGACAGCUGCGCAGGCUUGUAUGGAGAGCUGAAGGGGAUGUAGGCCGGCAUGCCGGGCCUUUUUGCUUGUGCCUCACACACACACACACACUCUCUCUCUCUCGCUCUCUCUUGCGUCAUCGGACUCAUCUUGCUGUGCGCGUCACUCGGGACCAAGCCUACUAAACAAGUCACUCUCAUGGGGGCACUCAUUUGCCAGCUCGACCUUCUUCACUCUUGUCGCUCACUCGUUUCUUCGCUUCUUCUUACCGGAUUUGUCCAUGGUGAUCGUGAACCUCUCUCCCAAAUCCCUAGACGUAUCACGCACAUUCAAGAUUCCCCCUCCCCCACCUCUUCACUUUUCCCCCUCCAAAAAUCUUUUCCGCAAAUGAUGACCCACAUGGCCGAUUCUUGCUCGAGAAUUGUGGAUUCA